AGCGCGGCCAAGAUGGCGGCUCCAGGCGGUGCUGCUGAGGAGGCGCGGCGUGGCAGCGGGAGGAGGGAUGACUCGCUGGAUACUCUCCUCUCCUGCCUACCCCUCACCCCCUCGCUUUCGCCGAGGAAGAGGACCACAAGCCAGUCAAAGACGGAACCGCCACUGCUCAGGACCAGCAAGCGGACCAUCUACACCGCAGGACGGCCCCCCUGGUACAACGAGACAGGCACACCCUUCAAGGAAGCCUUUGUGAUCGGCUUGUGUGGUGGAAGCGCAUCAGGCAAAACCACAGUGGCCAAUAAAAUCAUUGAAGCUCUGGAUGUGCCUUGGGUGGUGCUGCUCUCUAUGGAUAGCUUUUACAAGGUGCUGAACAAGGAACAACAGCAGCAGGCUGCCUGUAACGAGUACAAUUUUGACCACCCUGACGCCUUUGACUUUGACCUGUUGAUCAGUGUCUUAAGGAAACUCAAAGAGGGAAAAAGGGUUAAAGUUCCGGUCUAUGACUUCACCACACACAGCCGGCGCAAAGAGUGGAAAACUGUCUAUGGGGCCAAUGUGAUUGUAUUUGAAGGGAUUCUGUCCUUUGCCAAUAAGGAGCUUCUACAGCUCCUGGACAUGAAGGUGUUUGUGGACACGGACUCGGACAUCCGGCUGGUGCGGCGGCUGAAGCGGGACAUCAUGGAGCGCGGGCGGGAUGUGGUGGGCGUCAUCAAGCAGUACAGCAAGUUCGUGAAGCCGGCGUUUGAGCAGUACAUUGAACCCACUAUGCAGGCAGCGGACAUAGUUGUGCCCCGGGGAGGGGAUAACUUUGUUGCCCUGGACUUGAUCGUUCAGCAUGUGCACAGCCAACUGGAAAAGCGUGAAAUCACGGUCAGAGCAGCCUUGGCCUCAGCCCACCAGGGACAGCCGUUGCCGAAGACGCUGAGCGUCCUGGAGAGCACGCCACAAGUCCGUGGGAUGCACACCAUCAUCAGGAACAAAGAUACUACCAGGGAUGAGUUCAUCUUCUACUCCAAGCGUCUUAUGCGUCUGCUGAUAGAGCACGCUCUCUCCUUCCUGCCACUCAAGCCAGUGACUGUGGAGACGCCACAGGGGACGGUCUAUGAGGGGAAGCGUUUCCACAGGCAGCGGAUCACUGGUGUCUCCAUCCUGCGUGCAGGCGAGACCAUGGAGCAGGCCCUCACCGCUGUCUGCAAAGACAUCCGCUUGGGCAAGAUCCUCAUCCAGACCAACCACGACACGGGGGAGCCUGAGCUGCACUACCUCCGGCUGCCCAAGGAGAUCAGCGAGGAUUACGUCAUCUUGAUGGACAGCACCGUAUCCACAGGGGCUGCUGCCAUGAUGGCUGUGCGGGUGCUGCUCGAUCAUGACGUGCAGGAGGACAAGAUCUUCCUCCUUUCACUGUUGAUGGCUGAGAUGGGGGUCCAUUCAGUGGCCUAUGCCUUCCCCUGUGUACGUAUCAUCACCACCGCUGUGGACAAGACAGUCAACGAGGAGUUCCACAUUAUUCCUGGCAUUGGCAACUUUGGAGACAGAUACUUUGGCACUGAUAGUACCACGGGUUGGUACGAGAAUGACUGCAUGGACUGCUGAGUUCGUUUGGUGGAGCAGCACUUCAUCUCUUUGGUGGGGGAGCAUGUCCCUUCCACGGGCAUUGCUGUAAGGACCACUGCAGCUCUUAGCACAGUUCUGCAUGUGCCUUCCCCUUCUCUGGCGCAUCAGAUGGAGAGCUGCUGCUGCUACCUCCUUGGCCAUAAGGUCCCCUUUCGAUAUUUAUUGGUAUUUAUAGGGGUACUUUGUUUCCUUCCUGGCACUCCGGCUGCUGCCCCAUCCCAGUGCUGACUGGCUUUUCUGAGGCCUGAUGUGCUAGCUCAAGGGCCCUGCUUAAAGGGACCACCUCACAAUAGCCCCUAAAAUUGUCCCGGUGCCCCAUUUAUGCCCUUUUUGGCUCUGUGGCAGGCUGGGCAGGGCCUGAUGCAAGCAGGACUCUGUGGUAGGACCCUGACUGUCCGGUCCGCAAGGCUUCUGUGGCUGUUGCCUCAUUCACAACCUUCAUUUUCUGUCACACUGCCCCCCGGCCAUCUGUUGAAAACGAUUGCCCAGGCAUUCAGAACCACAAACAUGGCAAUAAGGGAUCCGUCCUGGGGGAGAGUCCACUGCUCCCCUUUUGCUCAGAGCUGGGUCUGCCUUCCUCCAAGUGGCUGUUGGCCUGGAAUAGGCUCUGGUCACCUGCACACUCCCUUGUCCUCUUUGCAAGUGGGUGAAUGGGGGUCGGGGCUGUACAGCCCACCCUCACCUACUCUGUAUUGUCAGUACUGUACUCAGCUGCCUUCCUUGCUUUUUGUACGUGAUAAUAAAA
Gekko japonicus is the source of this 2359-nucleotide messenger RNA. RefSeq names its product uridine-cytidine kinase-like 1. The record is from RefSeq and is a predicted model, not a curated record. Gene Ontology annotation, molecular function: kinase activity; ATP binding. The transcript is spliced from 15 exons. The coding region runs from base 13 to 1593 and encodes 526 amino acids. Gene Ontology annotation, cellular component: cytoplasm. Lineage: Eukaryota; Metazoa; Chordata; Lepidosauria; Squamata; Gekkonidae.